This is a messenger RNA of Trichogramma pretiosum, 1424 nucleotides long. RefSeq lists its product as uncharacterized. Bases 298 to 819 code for a protein of 173 amino acids. Lineage: Eukaryota; Metazoa; Arthropoda; Insecta; Hymenoptera; Trichogrammatidae. The transcript has 9 exons. The record is from RefSeq and is a predicted model, not a curated record.
UCCAACAUCGCAAUCUUCCAUCAAAAGGGCUAUACGGCUCUACACUGGGGUGCCAAGCACGGCGAUGAAAACAUCAUCAAGCUUAUAGCGGGAACCUAUCGGGAUUACAUCAAAAGCGUCAACGAGACUUCGAACGGGGGAUACACGCCGCUUCACAUAGCCGUGCAGUUUUCGCAUGAAAAUAUUUACAACCUCCUGGUGCAGGUUUACGGUGCCAAUCAGGACGUGCGCGACUACAGCGGCAGAAAAGCUCGGCAGUAUUCGAUCUCGCAAAAGGCGGCGGUCAGCCAGGACACCAUGCGCAAAAUAAAAGCAAGGAAAAAGCAUGCAGAGAAAGAUCUUGGUUUCCUACGUAUUGGCUCGCUGAACGUUCGCGUGAAGCGCACGACGGAGGCAUUCAGCCAGUUUUUAGGAGUCACAACCAAUAACACUGCCUCGAGUAACGAAAAGAUUCACAAAUCCUGGGGCUCGGCCGAUCAUCUACCGCAGGCCGAUCAGCUGAUGCCACCACCCAAAUAUGGACCGAUCAAGAAGCGACGCAGCCGACGCGCGACCGACUUCAUAUCGUCGCGCUCGUCGACGGGCAGCGGCGGCGCCCAAUCGCCGGGUGGCACACCACCGCCGGGUUCGCAUCGACGUCCGUCAUCGGUCUCGACGAUGAUGAGCAGUCCUUUGCACGAGGAGCUCCCCCCGUCGCCCUCCAGGAGCACCGGUAGUGGUGUCGGCAACCAACAGCAACAGCAGCAACAGCAGAGCAACCACGAUUCGGACUCGGACGGCGCCUGCGGAUUCGACUCCAGAUGGCACGGUCAAUUUUGAUUCAGAAACGUACUCAUGAGGCUCAUGUUGUCGUGCUUCGGAUUGGGUGCUCACGAGAGAUAAUAUUUCGCUGAGAUUUGAGAUGCAUUUCAAAAAUAUAUACGUAUAAUAAUCGAAGAAAUGUCGGGACAAAAUUGUUUACUUUUGAAAAUGCUCGUGACUACAUCGCGAUAAGGAUCAUUAGUAGUAGCUUCGAUGAAUUUAUUUAUACGGGACCGUCAUCGUUAACGAGCAUCAUAAGCUGCGCAUAUGUUUAAUACAGUAACGAACAAAUUAUUAUGUCAUAGAAUUAGGUAGUAAAUUAAUUAAAUAAACGAACAAAUUAAGCGAGUUAAUUUAUUUAAUUAAGUUCUUGUAUUUUCUUCGAGAAAAAUACAUUUUGAUUGAACAAGUAUGACUCUCAUACGCAUUUGUUUGUUAUUAUAGAAUAAAUAUAAUAGAUAAAUAGAUAAUGAAAGUUACAUAUGUUUUAUAGAGGAUUUAUAUUUUUUAACCUUGAAUAUAUUAUAGUUGAAAUGUAUGUGAAAAUUAUGUGCUUGUGUGUAUAGAAAUGAAAAAAUUAAAAUUAUUUUUCUUGUUUUGUCGAUAAUUGUAUAAAUAUAUUG